CAUCGGACCCUCACCUACAGUUGAUCUUUAGCAGCUGCAGGGGUGACUUGAAGCCAGCGCUGCUCCACGAGGAUGAACUGAAGAGCCUACAAAUUUUCUCCCUCUACUUGACGCUAUCGCCAUGAGCACACACGAUGCUGAGCAAAUUAAGAAAGUAGUACAUGGAUUGUUUGAUGGAAAGGGCGACCCCACUAUCCUAGAUUACAUUUGCGGCGUCCUCGAAGAUGAGCACUUUGAGUUUGGCGAGCAAGGAGAAGAAGCUUAUGAUGCGAUAGGACCAUUUCUGAUUGACGGUCAUUGUGUCAAAAACGAUGACGAUGCACGCGAAGCUUGCCGCAUGCUGGCGGAGAAGCUGUCGUUGCGUGCGACUGCGUCGGUGCCGACGGUUCGCGCUUUGGAGACUGGUCCUGUGCAGCUCUCCAAAGCUGACAGUCGGGCGGUUCUGUACCAGGAGCAAUCCUAUCGCCAUCUUAUCCAGACUCCCUUUGGCGAUGAGGGUAAGGCCGCCCCCAUGAGCGAGAAGGACCGGGCGAAGUUUGAGAAGCGGGCGGCUAAGGAGGAGGAGGCGGUGCGCAAGGUUCUUGCGGCUCACCAAGCCCGCGCAGCCCACUCCCUCCAGGGUGACAUUCCCACCAUCAUUCGCAACAAGGGCGGCGGCGGCCUUCGCGACGUGAUGCUGGAGUCCUUCAGCCUGAGCAACGGCGGCAAGGAGCUGGUGACGGACGCCACCGUGAUGCUGGCGUUCGGGCGGAGAUACGGCCUCAUCGGCAGGAACGGAACGGGCAAGACGACACUGCUGCGAGCGCUUGCGGGACAUGAUAUCAAGGGGAUACCCAGCAACUGCCAGGUGCUUCACGUGGAGCAGGAGGUGGUGGGCGACGACACGCCCGUCAUAGAGGCGGUGCUGGCUUGCGACACGGAGCGAACCGAGCUGCUGAAGGAGGAGGCGGAGCUGAUGAAAGCGCUCAACCGCGAUCGCAAAGACGUGGCAGCAUCCGCAGCUGCUGCGGCAGCAGCAACGGCAGGUGCCAAGGACGCAGCAACGACCGCCAACGGUAGCGGCGGCGAUGCGUCGGAAACCGCCAUGGCGGCUCGGCUGGUGGCGGUGUACCAGCGGCUGCAGGAGAUUGACGCGGAUGGUGCCGAGGCCCGCGCCGCCUCCAUCCUGGCCGGCCUCUCCUUCGACGCCGACAUGAUGCGGCGGCCCACGCGCACCUUCAGCGGCGGCUGGCGCAUGCGCGUGGCGCUGGCUCGGGCGCUGUUCGUGGAGCCCGACCUGCUGCUGCUGGAUGAGCCCACAAACCAUCUGGACCUGCAUGCGGUGUUGUGGCUGGAGGACUACCUGGUCAAGUGGCCCAAGACGCUGCUGGUGGUGUCACACGCGCGCGAGUUCCUCAACGUGGUGGCCACCGACAUCCUGCACCUGCACUCGCAGAAGAUCAUCACAUACAAGGGCAACUACAGUGUGUUUGAGAAGACCAUGACGGAGCGGCUGCGUAACGCCCGCAAGGCGGCGGAGGCGCAGGACGCCAAGCGCAAGCACGUGCAGCAGUUCAUCGACCGCUUCAGGUACAACGCCAACCGCGCCGCACUGGUGCAGUCGCGCAUCAAGGCGCUGGAGCGGAUGGCGGAGGUGGAGGUGAUGGAGGAGGACCCCGAGUACGUGUUCAGCUUCCCCGAGCCCGAGGGCGCUGCGGCACCGCCCAUCAUUGGCUUCAACGACGUGUCCUUCGGCUACCCGGGCGGCCCCUUGCUGUUCAAGAACCUGAACUUCGGGUUGGAUCUGGAGAGCCGCUUCGCCAUUGUGGGCCCCAACGGCAUCGGCAAGUCCACGCUGCUCAACCUCAUCUCGGGCAAGCUACAACCGACCCAGGGGUCAAUCACGAGGAACACAAGGGUGCGUCUGGCCACCUUCAGCCAGCACCACGUGGACGGACUGGACCUGGCGCUCACACCGCUGCAGGUGAUGGCUCGCACCUUCCCCGACGCCAAGGAGCCUGAGCUGCGAGGGCACCUGUCCAGCUUCGGAGUGCCCGCAACGCUGGCAGGUCAGGCCAUGUACACGCUGUCUGGAGGGCAGAAGAGCCGCGUGGCGUUCGCCAAGAUGACCUUCACAAAGCCGCACAUCCUGCUGCUGGAUGAGCCCAGCAACCAUCUGGACAUUGACGCAGUCAACGCGCUCAUCCAGGGCCUUGCCACCUUCAAGGGCGGCGUGCUCAUGGUGUCGCACGACCAGUUCCUGAUCGAGAGCACGGUGGACGAGCUGUGGAUGUGCGAGGAGGGCCACGUGACGCCCUUCCACGGCACCUUUGACGAGUACAAGCAGCGCCUGCGGGCCCGCAACAAGAUGUAGAUGUCGAGUGGGGGUCGCGGGAUCCGGGAACUCUUUACGCUCCAUGGGAAGGAGCCUCGCGCAGUGCACUGCUCCGGAAGUGAGCCUACAGGAGGAGGGCGCCGGCUAUCCGCAUGAGCGGCCGGGUCCGUUGGGCUGCCGGGUCCGGAUGAGAUGAGAACGGCGUUAGCAUUGCUUCUGUGGAAGCGGUCGGUUUGAGCCUCAUGAGGUAUGCUCUCGAACGCGGGGGGAUUUCACACCAUAACAGCGCAGGUGUCAGUUGAUGAGUAGGAGGUUCAGGGUUGGGGGGUUAAGGAACGGGAGAGGCUCUAUCGCUCGGUAUAAGAGGAGUAGUGAGCAAGCAUGGCAUGGCGCGGCUUGGCCUGAUUUACGGGUUGCUAGCUUGUAGCGACCUGUCGCAAUCACGUACCGGUACGACCGGGACCAGGACGGUCUUGCGCGCAAGCGGGAAGGUGUCAAAAGCCUGCCUAGACGAGGAGCCGUGACUAGCUUAGUAAUCUUGCGCUGUGCACGCGGGCACAGCGCCACACUUGACACAGAGGGCUAGGCUUGAUUGUCGCUUUCAGUGAUCGGAAGCAGCAGCCUGUGAUGGUUCACUAACGCCAACUCUGUAGUCUGUUUCGCUACUAGGGCGUCUUCGUAUCUCAGGUUGUCUGUGCGCAUGCCGAUUGUCGAAAAUGCUUUGGGUGUUCCUAACUAGCAACGGUGGGCAACCCCCCUUACUGUCCUGGAGAGGCACAUGGCUGGCCAAAUCAGGUAAGGUGGUGCUGUCACCGUCGGGCACCACAAGCUUGUAACACAGCUUACAAUGGACUGACGCGCU
This is a messenger RNA of Astrephomene gubernaculifera, 3176 nucleotides long. The record is from the annotation of a GenBank genome assembly. NCBI's taxonomy places the organism in Eukaryota, Viridiplantae, Chlorophyta, Chlorophyceae, Chlamydomonadales, Astrephomenaceae.